Molecule: messenger RNA, 975 nt
Organism: Symbiodinium sp. CCMP2592
Lineage: Eukaryota; Dinophyceae; Suessiales; Symbiodiniaceae
Source: the annotation of a GenBank genome assembly
AUGGCUAUCGUGCCUGCAGCGGAGCCUGCCGUCUCGAAUGAUCAGACUUCUUGGUGGGCGGGGCUCGCUGAAGAAUGGGAGGCUAUCCCACUCUUGAGGGAACGCAUGCGCAAGGGAUUGCAUUUGCUGAUUCCACAUCCCCUUUGCAAGGAUGACACUAAGCCGUCCCCUGAUUUUGUGGAACGUUCAGUGCACAAUUGCCGGCAAAACAAAGAUGUGUUGAUUCCGGCGAUGAAGCGCUGGGCGGCCAAAAGCCCGGAGACUGUGCCGCAGGUAGAUUAUCUUUAUCGUGAGGUGGAGCGGUUCUUCCAGACUUGUUGCCGGGAAGAUUUGACCCCGGGCGACACCCACAUGGAUGCCUGGACGCUGCGAAAACUCAUGACUUUGGUGAAGUCCCUGCUGUCAAAGAACAGCCCUCCCAAAGAUGAGAUAAUGGCCGAGAUUUUCUUUGCCUUUGGCUACGAAAUUACGGUCGAAGAGCAUCUUGAUGCAUCCGAAGCGCCCGAGGUGGAGCCAAUCGAGGACCUCACGGAUCCGCCGGAGGAGCAUUCUGAGUCCGAGGCUGAACGGGAAGACGAUGCUUUGGUGGAAGUUGGGGAUGGAGCUGGGGACGAAGGGCUUACUACUGAUGGGGAGGAUGAGCUUCCUAGUGAUGGGGCUAAUGAUGGGGAGAAUGAGCUCCCUGCUGAUGGGGAGAAUGGGCUCUCUUCUGAUGAGAAGGAUGGGCUCCCUGCUGAGUCCUUGGUUGGGGACGAGGUUUCCAAGGGUGCUUCUGAGCGGCCGUGCGCAGUCGGCCGCCCCGUUGCCACGCCACAGCUGCGGUCCUGCGAUCCGCCCGAUGUUGCAGUUCCCCCGGCCCCGGUCGCGACUGAGUCCUACGAGCAUCUGGGUUCUGUAUCUUCGUUGUGCGAUGCUUUGGAUGGCAAGCUGCAUAUCGGCGAUGCUCCUGAGGAUUCGUCGUGGGUGUAUGCAUGA